AUGCUGCUGAUCUGUUUACAUGUGAUAGUCCGAAACACUUCCGGAGAAAGAGAGAGAAGAGAGACCCAAAGAAAACUAUUCCGGAGAAUGGCGACGGCGAUUGUACGUUCAGCACUUUCCCGAGCAGCGAUCAGCGCAGCUCCGAGGACAUCCGUCGCUCCUAAGCGUAGCUUUUCCGCUUCCGCUGGCCAUGACGAUGCUUACGAAGCAGCCAAGUGGGAGAAGAUAACAUAUCUGGGUAUUGCUAGUUGCACUGCUCUUGCCGCCUAUGUUUUAUCCAAGGGCCAUCAUCACGGUGAAGACCCUCCUGCUUACCCGUAUAUGCACAUCCGCAACAAGGAGUUUCCAUGGGGUAUGUGUGCCUUUCCCGUUUUCAAUCUUUCGUCUUACUGUUUUGCAUUGCAUGAUAUGCAACUUUGCUAG
Thlaspi arvense is the source of this 423-nucleotide messenger RNA. NCBI's taxonomy places the organism in Eukaryota, Viridiplantae, Streptophyta, Magnoliopsida, Brassicales, Brassicaceae. The record is from the annotation of a GenBank genome assembly.